AGGGAGAGUUUUAUGGGGUUUCUAGGACGCCAGGUAAGUGUCUUCGCGUCUCUCCAUCAGCACCGGACGUAUAUGACUGGGACUUAUGCAUGCAAAAUCACAUUUAACAAAAACAUAGACAACACACAACUUGAGCAGAGCCGGAGCAGAAAAAAGCGUCCCAUCUAAAUAGGCAAAUGGGGCUUUUUGACAGGCUUGCAGGGUGGCUGGGCCUGAAGAAGAAGGAAGUGAACGUGCUAUGUUUAGGUCUGGACAACAGUGGAAAAACUACCAUCAUCAACCAGCUAAAGCCAUCCAAUGCUCAGGCUCAAGACGUUGUCCCAACUAUAGGUUUCAGCAUAGAAAAGUUUAAGACCUCAAGUCUUUCUUUCACAGUGUUUGACAUGUCAGGGCAGGGCAGAUACAGAAAUCUGUGGGAGCACUAUUACAAGGAGGGUCAGGCCAUCAUAUUUGUGAUUGACAGUGGCGAUAAACUUAGAAUGGUGGUGGCAAAAGAAGAAUUGGAUACCCUUUUGAAUCACCCUGAUAUUAAGCACAGAAGGAUACCUAUACUCUUUUUCGCCAACAAGAUGGACCUCAGGGAUGCACUGUCAGCAGUAAAGGUCUCCCAGCUCUUGUGUCUGGAAAACAUUAAGGACAAACCAUGGCAUAUCUGUGCAAGUGAUGCAGUGAAAGGCGAAGGUCUUCAGGAGGGUGUAGACUGGCUGCAAGAUCAAAUCAGAGCAAUGAAAACGUAAAACCCUCCUGAGAAAUAAAAACAGUCAAGGUCACCAGCAGCAAUGGCGGAGCCAGACAAAACCUUUUGUGCUGAUGUUAAAAUCAAUUAGGUUGGUAGUGUAAUAAACUAUUUGGCUU
This is a messenger RNA of Cyprinus carpio (common carp), 855 nucleotides long. It is a transcript of the gene arl6, whose product is annotated as ARF like GTPase 6. Gene Ontology annotation, molecular function: GTP binding; GTPase activity. Gene Ontology annotation, biological process: intracellular protein transport; protein localization to cilium; cilium assembly. Gene Ontology annotation, cellular component: cytoplasm; axoneme. The record is from RefSeq and is a predicted model, not a curated record. Lineage: Eukaryota; Metazoa; Chordata; Actinopteri; Cypriniformes; Cyprinidae.